UCAAUUUGUUUGUUUUUUCUAUCUGAUAUUUGAUAAUGGUUAACUUUUUUUUACAAAUGAGGGCAUAUUUUUUAAAAUCGCUUAUGUAUGUUAUUAGUGUUCGCACGGCUCCGACUACGGAGACAAAUUUAUAAAUGAGUUGGAGAUACUCUAAAGUUAUGUGAUAUUGUUUUGGAUGGAUUUUUGAGAUAUGCAUAUCAAGUUUACCUCUAUCGUUCUUAAAGUUACUUGUUUGAUCUGUAUAUUCAUAUAUAUGCAACUAUUUUAGUAAUGUCUCGAGACCUGGUUCUUAAGUAAUCAAAUCUUUGACCCAAAAAAAAAGUAAUCAAAUCAUGUUUCGAUAUCGUCUUCCAGCGGAUGCAAUGUGACAAAAUUGUGAUUGGUGUCAAUCCAUUCAGUAUUUAUAAAUUCAAGUAAAAUAUACAAAUUUUUAAAUUCUCUCGGAUUAGUAUUUACAAAUCCGGAGAUUUUCCCUCGGAUUUGAGCAUUUGUAUUUUUAACAAAGAAAUCCAUGCAAAUUCAUUCAAAUACAUUAUGAAAUCAAAUCUAUUAGUAAAUCCGUAUGAUUGAAUAACACUUGAUUUGAAUUAGAAUUUAUGAAUCAUUAAACGAAUAACACAUGAUUUCAAUACAUAUUUUAAAAUCACAGAACCAAUAACACUAGAUUUAGUUUGGAUUUUCAAAUCCAUCAAAAUACACCAACCAAUAACCCCCGCUUAAUUUGGUUGCGAGAGCGUCUUCCAACAUAGGUAAGGUAAAUGCUUUUUACACAAAUACCGGUUUUAGUCUUAAUUAACUGCUUGCUGGAAACACUAGUACACAGUACAUACGGAUGGUGAGCCAUCCUCAUCAACUGCAAUUCUCAAAGUAUUUUCAGCACAUUAAAACGGUGUGACUUACUUCAAUAGAGUUCGUCCAAGAGGCCAUGUAUAUCGUUGACUUGUUCGUUGGUGAAUUCAAUUAAACGUUAUCUAUAUGUUAGAGCACGUCCAACGCAUGAUUUAAGGGGGUCCUUAGCCAUAAUCUCUUCCAUUUGCCGAUUAAAAAACUAUUAAAAUAACCCCUAAAGCUAAGGAUUAUUCCUAAGUUAAGGAUUAGUCCGUCCGGGUCCGUAAUGCGCUGGCAGGCUUUGAUUGGCUGAGAGGGCGUUGGUGUUUCGUGUGGGAAGAGAAAGAAAGACGCGUCGUCUUUCACUUUGUCGAGGCAAGAAAAAAAAACCCGAGACUCGACGAAGAGGCGAUAGAGCGGCGAUAGAGAGGCGAGUCACGACCGGCCUUUUGGAAGGUACUGAUAUGGAGGAAGAACUCUGAGAUAUGAAAGCACACAAAGCGUACAUCAGCCAGGUUGAUUUCGUUGCAAAUGCGCAACAGGGCAUUCCCCAACUGUGCCCCUGUGGAUCAAUCAUGAAGAGGACCGUAGAUGAAGUUGAUACAUAUGACUACCUCCCCGGGAAAAGGUUCUUCAUUUGCAAAGACUUCAAGGUUAGUAUUGAUUCUCUAUCUAUGUUGAUUAUGUUACUAAGAUAUUUGUUUGCUGUCUGAUUAGUUUCCCUUUAUUUGUUUGGCAGAAUGACGGUGGAAGAAGAGGUCGAGAGGCUCAAACAACGCGUUCACGAUCAUGACAAGCUUCUGAGAGAGUGUGAAGCACUUAAGGUAUGUUUAUGCUCUCAGUAAAGAUACUUGUUUGUUGUAGAUUUGUAACUCAUUGUUUCUUUCUUUACUUUAAAAUGCAGUCACAGGUUAGAAGGCUGGGAGAGCGGGUGGCUGAUCUUGAGCGACUCCACUGAGGUUAGUAACCAUUCUUCUUUCCCUAACAAAACUAUAGUCGCUUAGUUAGAACUUAUUAGUUUGAUAGAAAUGGAUAGGAGUGCCAGUUAAUGGUUUAGUUUGUAAACUUCAUUGCAUUAACCGACCAUUAAAUUCACCUAACUGCAUUUUGCUAAGUAACUUCAAUAAAUUCCCCUUAGUUGUUGUGAUAAGACAGUUUUCUACUAGUAUUAAAUGUAGAAUCCAUUAUUUAAUCUUCCAAGUUUCUACUAGUGAUUCAUUCACAAGUACAAACAAAUCCUUUUAGAAACUUUUAAAUGGCUAGCUCCUAUAGUUUUGUUAACCUCUUAGCGAGCCAAGGGUCAGUUGAUCUAGAGUCGAACGACUCCCCUGUGUUUAGUACCCAAUCUCCGCAAGAGUCUACUGUGAAAAAAAGGAGAAAGUGGUCUGUGAAGGAGGAUUUAAUCCUCAUUGGGUCUUGGCUCAACACGAGCAAAGACUCAAUUGUCAGUAACGAGCAGAAAGGUGCUGCUUUUUGGAAGAGAAUUGUGAGUAACUACAACUCCAGUCCUCUUCUGCUCGGGACAGUGCCUAGAGAAAUAGGGCAAUGCAAGCAAAGAUGGGCUAGAAUCAAUGAUUUGGUCUGUAAGUUAUGUGGCUGCUACGACAUGGCACUGAGGGAGCAGAGAAGCGGGCAAAAUGAAAACGACGUCAUGAAGGCAGCCUUGGAUAUCUUCAACAGCGACCAGAACAUGAAGUUCACCUUAGAACACGCGUGGAGGGAGCUUAGGCAUGAUGUUAAGUGGUGCUCCACUUAUAUGGAGAAGGACAAGGAUAAGCAGAAGGCUCCUGAAGUGCAUGUGCCAGAGCCAGAAGAUAGACCAGUUGGUGUCAAGGCUGCUAAGGCCGCGGGUAAGAGGCAAAAAACUAGAAAAGAUGAGGAGUUCUCGCAGCUAGAAGGACUUAUGGAGAUGAAAAAGCAAAUCUCAAGGCAAAGUUUGUUGGAGAGGUUGCUUGCAAAGCCGGAGCCCCUCGAUGAGAUGGAAUCAGCUCUCAAAAAUAAACUGUUGUCUGAAUUGUUGUCAUGAGUGAUGGUGGAGUACAAGAGACGAGGUCACGGGUUGUCAAGAGUACAAGAGAAGAGGUCAUGGGUUGUCUACUAGUUUCACGGAUUCAUGUAUGUUUUUCCUUGCGGAUGUGAACCAAGACAAGAGGUUCACGGGUGUUGUCUUUAUAUCUUCAAGUGUUGUCUUUAUAACUUAGUGUCUGUAUGUUUUUCCUUUCAUGUCUAAACUUGAACCAUCUAUGUAUCAAACUACUAUCAUGAAAUGCAGUUCCUCUUCUUCUUGUUGAUCGCAUCAAUUUGUCAAACACAAAAGACCAUAAGUUAACAAGCAUCAAUAUACAACAAGUUGACGCAACCAAGAAGCAACAAGCAAGUUAAUCCCAACCUGAUCGCAUCAAGUUGACGCAACCAAGAAGCAACAAGCAAGUAACAAGCAUCAAUAUACAACAAGUUAAUCCCUUAACUUAAACAUGUUUGAUUAGAAAUUUUUUUUUUAAAGUCCAAAACUCAAACACAAAAGUUUCAUUACUAAUUUAAUUUUUUUAAAGUCUAAACCUUAACUCACCAAGUUUCAUUACUAAUUUUUUUUUUAAAGUUUAAACUUUGACUCACCAAGUUUCAUUACUAUUUUUUUUGUUUUUAAAAGUCUAAACCUUAACUCACCAAGUUUCAUUACUAAUUUUUUAUUUUAAAAGUCUAAACCUUAACUCACCAAGUUUCAUUACUAAUUUUUUUUUUAAAAAGUCUAAACCUUAUCUCACCAAGUUUCAUAACUAAUUUUUUUUCCAAGGAAAGAUAGCCAAUUAUGGCAGAUGAAGUCGAUCGAAGAUUAGACGCGGCUUUGGAUGAGGCUUUCGAUGAAUAUUUUGAAGAUACCUACACCAACAUCGUAAAGAACCAAAAAAGGAAACAUAGGAAACGUGCAUAUGUCGAACGAAACCGAGAAGAGGGUCAUACCCGUCUAUGGAAUGACUACUUCAGUGAUAAUCCAACAUUUCCGCCUCAUUUAUUCAGACGUCGUUUCCGCAUGAACAAACCAGUAUUCAUGCGUCUUGUCAAUUGUCUCUCAGAAACUUUUCCAUUCUUUCAACAUAGAAGAGAUGCUAUCGGAAGAUUAGGUCUAUCUCCACUACAAAAGUGUACGGCAGCACUUCGUAUGCUUGCUUAUGGCUGUGCCGCUGACGCCGUUGACGAAUAUCUCCGACUUGGUGAAACCACAACACUUUCAUGUUUAACCAAUUUCACAGAAGGGGUAAUCCAGUUAUUUGGAGAUGAGUAUCUACGAAGGCCCAAUCCAAAGGAUCUUCAACGACUGCUCGAUAUUGGAGAGAUACGUGGGUUUCCUGGGAUGAUAGGCAGCAUCGACUGUAUGCAUUGGGAAUGGAAAAAUUGUCCAACCGCCUGGAAAGGACAAUACACCCGUGGAUCAGGAAAACCAACAAUUGUCUUGGAGGCUGUAGCUUCACAAGAUCUUUGGAUAUGGCACACUUUUUUUGGUUCUCCAGGUACAUUAAACGAUAUUAACGUCCUCGAUCGAUCUCCUGUUUUUGAUGACAUUUUGGAAGGUAGAGCUCCAAGGGUACAAUACCAGGUCAACGGACACCAUUAUGGUUUGCCUUACUACCUCACAGACGGUAUAUAUCCAAGAUGGUCAACAUUUAUCCAAUCCAUCUCAAACCCUCAAAGUCCAGAAGAACAGUUAUUUGCUAGAGUACAAGAGUCAACCCGAAAAGACGUGGAGCGUGCUUUUGGAGUAUUGCAAGCUCGAUUUGCAAUAGUCAAAAACCCAGCUAUUUUGUGGGACAAGAGACAAAUCGGGAUGGUUAUGCGAACAUGUAUCAUACUGCACAAUAUGAUCGUAGAAAAUGAACGCAAUGGAUAUACUCAGUGUGAUAUAUCAGAGUUUGAAGAAGGCGAAUCGAGUAGAACUUCAGAGGUGGAUAUGUCAUAUGCUCGCAAGCCUUCAAAUCUCCGUGCUAUGCUUGAAAUUCGUAGCCAAGUUCGUGACCAACAUAUACAUGAACAGCUUAAAUUUGAUUUGAUUCAAAAUAUUUGGAACAAAUUUGGUAAUUAUGAAAAUGUUUGAUUGUUGUAUGUUUUUUUUUGUGUUUCAAUAAAAAUAACAUUUUCAAAUUUUCUUGUUUAAAUUUUUUUUUUAAGGAUUCCAAACCGGAUAACACCAUUGGACCAACAUUUAUGAUUAGAGUCCUUAACUAUUAAAAAAAUAUAUAUAUAUAUAUAUUAAAUUAAUGCUAAGGACUCCAAUGGUGGGUAACACCAUUGGAGGUGCUAUUAUGUUGCGUUCAGAAUGGCAACACCAGUAAAUUAUUAAAUUCAUGCCUCUGAAAUUUUAAAACUUCAAAAUGGCAGGUGUUAAUGCGAAUUGUUAAGUAAAUAUGUUAUAAAUAAAUUUAUAACUUUGUAUGUGGUUUAUUGUAUACAAUAUCCCGAGGAAAGUGAUCAGAAGGUAUGACUCAAAGUGAUAGACAUUGAUAGUUAUCUUUUUGUUAACUUACAUAGUGUUUUGAAAAGUAAGCUUUAUAUGUGAAGAUUUGUCAUACAUGCAUACAAGAUUACAUUAAUGAACACUGUUCGUCGUCUUCUUAUCAUUUGUUACUACCAGGUUGUAUUCCAACAUGUAUGGAUAAUUUGUAUAAAAAUGUAACUAAUAUUUUACGUAGCAUUUGUGGUUAAAGAAUAGGGUUCAUGAAUGUUGUAGUGGAAAGCAAACACAGGAGGAGAUCCACCGACAUCACUUACCAAAGUGCGUUGCCGCCGCUUUUCCCAAAAUACCAUUGGACACCCACGUUACACAAAUGUGAUAUGUGUCUCUUAGGUUUAUUAUUUUUAUUUAUUAGAAUAAGUUUGGGCCAUGCAAGUGGCAGUGCAAUUGUGAACUCGUUUUUGUUUUGUUUCCUUUUUCUUUUUGUUUUCAUAUGCUUAAUAAGAAAAAGUUCUAAAAAGAAAGUAGGAUGGUGUUCGAUAACAUUUGACCACUAAGAAUUUGGUACGAUCGGACAAAACAAUAAUUUCUAAACGUUCAAUUAGUUUAUUUGAUCUUUUUGUUUAAAUAGUUUAUUUGAUUAAGCAUGUAAUUCUAGCUAAUCUAACAUAAAAUUCAGUUAUUAGUGAUACUUUAUAUUCUUCUUUUUGUUUUAUGUAAAUUAAUGAUUUGAAGUUUCAAACGUUAUCCUUACCCCUCUUACACUAAACAGAAAUGGUGACAUCGAAUUGUCUAUAAGAAUCUGAGGAGUCUGAUUUCCAAUAAUAUUGGUAGGUGUAAAAUCCAAUCCAUUACUAAAAUGUACAUGAGAUGAAAUUAAUCAUCGAGCACAUGGCCAGAUUAAAUAUUAUGAGAAAAUACAUAUUUUAGAUUAGUCUUAAAACAACUUUUUGAUAAUUUGAAACCAUAAAACAUGUAUAAUAACUCUUUUUGGAGAUCAAAACAAUGCUUUAUACGGUUGUGUUUAAAACCGAUUUUGAGACUAAACAACAUAGUUAAAACUAGAAGAUCGACACGCGGGUGUGAUCAAAUGGUACGAAGAGCUCGGAAAAGUAUUGAACGUCUUGAGUUCAAAAUCUAUCUUCAGAUGACCUAUAUGUGUAGAUAGAUGGCGUAAAUCCCACACAAAUCAACUAUACUUACCUUUCACCGGCGGAUCAUUCCACUAGAGAUUAGAAUAGAUCUCGGCAUGAGACACUCUUGGUU
Molecule: messenger RNA, 6541 nt
Organism: Brassica napus (rape)
Lineage: Eukaryota; Viridiplantae; Streptophyta; Magnoliopsida; Brassicales; Brassicaceae
Product: putative nuclease HARBI1
Exons: 3
Coding region: 3638-4918 (426 amino acids)
Source: RefSeq, a predicted model, not a curated record